This is a messenger RNA of Hevea brasiliensis (rubber tree), 2958 nucleotides long. Its product is annotated as BEL1-like homeodomain protein 4. Gene Ontology annotation, molecular function: DNA-binding transcription factor activity, RNA polymerase II-specific; RNA polymerase II cis-regulatory region sequence-specific DNA binding. The transcript is spliced from 5 exons. The coding region runs from base 200 to 2698 and encodes 832 amino acids. Gene Ontology annotation, biological process: regulation of transcription by RNA polymerase II. NCBI's taxonomy places the organism in Eukaryota, Viridiplantae, Streptophyta, Magnoliopsida, Malpighiales, Euphorbiaceae. The record is from RefSeq and is a predicted model, not a curated record.
AGAUUUGCUCUCUCUAAAGGGAGCGAAUAAAAUGACAAGACCAUAUUGGAUUCUUUCUCUUUCAAUUUUCCUGAACUUCUAGCAAGGUCCCUCCGAAAGGGCUUCAGUUGUCUGACGAGAUCAGUUGAGAGAGAGAUUCUACUCAGGAUAACAGGUGAAUUCCCAAGAGUAUAUAGCUUAGUAGGUGGUGCCUUGUGUUAUGGACACUAGCAGUUUCAGGCCAGGUGAAUCUCAUGUAGCACAGCAAAGCAGAAGAGAUAAGCUAAGAGUUCAAGUGAUUUCAACUUCAGUUCAGCAUUUGGAUGACGUCCCUAACAAUUUGGAACAGUUGUCAGUCCAUUCUGGGCUAAACCCAGAUCUUGUUCAGGUUCGAAAUGUUAGGAAUGCCAAUAUGCUCUAUGACCCGACAACUACUACAGUGUUUUCCUCCGAAACGCUCAAUUUUGCAACUAGUUCUAAUGGUUGUUUACCAGCUCCAAGGAGUGCGAUGUUUGAUGAAGAACUAGGUGCAGUACAACCCAGUAGGCCUAUGCCAGGGAUCUCUUCAUUCUCUAAUAUGUCUCAUCCAAUUUCCUCCAAAAUUAAUGCUUCACCUAAAGCCAGUUCCAGUGACCCACAAGCAUGUAGCAACUGGAGAAGCAGUGAUUCACAGCAGUGUUAUGACUGGAUGGCGAAUUAUGCAAGUGGAUCAGUAGGUAGGCAAAACAAUCAAAAACCUAUUUUUGAUGGGGAUGUCUUGUCAAAUAAUGCAAGGGUAACCAAUAUUUCUACGCCUACACAAUAUAUGAAGCCUAUUUACAAUGGAUAUCAAAGUGUUCAAUCUUCAUUGGCCAAUCUCUCCAGUGAAAUUCCUGGUCAAGAUAGCCAAAAACAACAUAGGGAGAUGCAAUUUGCUUCCCAUAUGCAUCCACUCUACCAGAACACACCGGUUGAUGUUGUUAGUCCAGCUUCCAAUAUUGGAGGGAAUGAACGGAUUCUCCUUCCGGCCGCAUAUGGAAAUCAAUCGACUGCUUCAUAUUUCGAAAAUGCCAAUACUUGGAUGAACAGGCCUGUCGACAAUUGCCAUCAAUGGAGUAGUGAAUUGGGUCUUAUUACUAGGAAGAAUGGCCAAGAGUUGAGGACUCUUACAAGUGAUCCCAAUACUCAGGUUCUAUCUCUUUCUCUUUCAUCAAAUCCACCAUCUAGAGGGAAUGUAACUCAGUUUGGAGAGGGAUACGAGUCUGAAUACUUGCAAUCAAAGUCUGGUGUUCUCAAAGAACCUCAUCAUCAAGAUUCCAAAAUUUUCAAUUCUUCAAAUUAUUUGUGUUCAAUGUCAAAGCCAGCAGUUAUCGGUAGAGGUAGUGGGAAAUCGUUUAAUGAUAUAGUGGGUACGUCUAAUUAUAAUGUUCUUCGAAAUGCUGGUCCUCUCGGGCCUUUUACCGGAUAUGCAACUAUUCUAAAGAGUUCUAAAUUCUUGAAGCCAGCUCAACAGCUAUUAGAUGAGUUCUGUAGUGCAACAGGUUCAAAACUUUUAAUAGCUUGUGAGGGGUCUGCGAGGAUUUCUGGAGCUGAUGCGGAGACUGGGCCUGAAGACAACAACAAUAGUUUCGGCGUCUCAUUAUCUGCGUUCUACGGCUCUAAUGAAGCAACUGGUGAUGUUGGAGUUGCGAGGAGUUCUUGCGAAUCUUUCACGCCGGAGUACCAACAAAAGAAGGCAAAGCUCCUAUAUUUGCAGGAGGAGGUAUGGCGAAGGUAUAAGCAAUAUCACCAGCAGAUGCAAAUGGUGGCUUCAUCAUUUGAAUCUGUUGCAGGUCUCAGUGCUGCUACCCCGUACGUUUCUUUGGCUCUCAAGACAGUUUCAAGGAAUUUUAGGUGCCUAAAACAUGCUAUCUCGGAUCAGCUUAAGAAUGUAACAAAGGCCCUGGGGGACGAUUUGUUGUCCCCUAAUACAGGUGCGAGCACUAGUAAAGGUGAUACAAGCACAUCAACGCUGAGAUACAUGGAUCAAAGCUUUCAGAGGAACAAAUCUGGUGGGGCUAAUGUGGGCUUCUUUGAACCCCAACAACACGUCUGGAGGCCCCAAAGAGGUCUACCAGAACGUUCAGUGGCCAUUCUUAGAGCUUGGCUGUUUGAGCAUUUUCUUCAUCCGUACCCCACGGACACAGAUAAGCACAUGUUGGCCACUCAAACGGGACUAACUCGAAACCAGGUCUCAAAUUGGUUUAUAAAUGCCCGGGUACGCGUUUGGAAACCUAUGGUUGAAGAAAUACACAUGCUUGAAACCAAAGGUUUGGCAGAAAAUCGAAUACUUGGGAAUCUUGAUGGAAAAUCUGCUGAGGGUGCUAGCCAGCAAAAUCAGGAGCAAUCCGCAAAUAAUAUGGGUGCAGAUUCUAUGCUUAAUAAGCAGUUGGAGUGCUCCGGUACAGGUUCCUCAGCGGGCUGUGGAGAACAACUGCAUGCAGAGCAGUGGAAUCAAGAGAAAAGAUCAAGAACAGAGUUACAGGUUCCAACUAGUAUGGAAGGAUCAGUGAUGAAUUUUUUGCCAUACCAGAGGAAUAGUGGCAUCGACAUUGGAGGACUAGGAGCCGUUUCACUAACACUCGGGCUCAGGCAUGGUGUAGAAAAUGCUCAACAGCAUCAGCAUCCACAAUUGCAGCAACAUGAGGAUCAACUUAGGCGGCAAUUUGGAGGUCAGAUGAUUCACGAUUAUGUGGGUUGAUUUAUGUUAUAAGUUUUAUCUUUAAAUGGAAGUGAAAAGCGAAAAAUUAAGGAGGGAGAAGAAAAAGCUCCUUCACCAAUUUAUAUCCUAACGUUGACUAGGAAAAUCCAUUUGCAAUACUGUUGGAAUCUCUAUCUUCAGGCUUUGAUUUGGUUUUAUUCCAAAUAGGAGAGAUAUAAAGGUGGUCUAAUUAAUAUACCAAAACCAAUGUAAAGAUUUCAGUUUGAUCUUACAAUCCAAAUUUCAUUGCUGAUUUAUAA